Neltuma alba is the source of this 2534-nucleotide messenger RNA. RefSeq names its product beta-amyrin synthase-like. The record is from RefSeq and is a predicted model, not a curated record. Gene Ontology annotation, cellular component: lipid droplet. Lineage: Eukaryota; Viridiplantae; Streptophyta; Magnoliopsida; Fabales; Fabaceae. Gene Ontology annotation, molecular function: beta-amyrin synthase activity. Gene Ontology annotation, biological process: triterpenoid biosynthetic process. The transcript has 16 exons. Bases 14 to 2296 code for a protein of 760 amino acids.
GAGAGAGAUCAAAAUGUGGAGGCUGAAGAUAGGAGAUGGAGGGAAAGAUCCGUAUAUAUUCAGUACAAACAACUUUAGUGGAAGGCAAAUAUGGGAAUUUCAUGCUGAUGAAGGAACUCCAGAAGAACGAGCUGAAGUUGAAGCUGCUCGUCAAAACUUCUACAAUAAUCGAUUCAACCUCAAGCCCUGUGGAGACCUUCUAUGGCGAUUUCAGUUCUUGAGGGAAAAGAAUUUCAAACAAACAAUACCAAGGGUGAAGAUAGAGAAAGGAGAGGAAAUAAGUGAUGAAAAAGUUGGUAACACUGUGAGAAGGGCAACUCAUUAUCUAAGCGCAUUGCAAUCAAAAGAUGGUCACUGGCCUGCUCAAAUUGCUGGACCUCUCUAUUUCAUGCAACCUCUGGUAUUUUGCUUAUAUAUUACUGGUCAUCUUCAUGCUGUGUUCCCAGAAGAAUAUCGUAAAGAAAUCCUUCGAUACCUAUACUAUCACCAGAAUGAAGAUGGAGGGUGGGGCCUACACAUAGAGGGACAGAGUACCAUGUUCUGUACUGUGUUGAGUUAUAUAUGCAUGCGAAUGCUUGGAGAAGGACCCAAUGGAGGCCAAGACAAUGCUUGUUUUAGAGCCCGAAAAUGGAUUCUUGAUCAUGGUGGUGCCACCUACAUACCCUCUUGGGGAAAGACUUGGCUAUCAAUACUUGGAUUGUUUAAGUGGUGUGGAAUAAAUCCAAUGCCACCAGAGUUCUGGCUCCUUCCAUCGUUCCUUCCUAUGCAUCCAGCGAAAAUGUGGUGUUAUUGCCGCUUGGUUUACAUGCCUAUGUCAUAUUUGUAUGGGAAAAGAUUUGUGGGUCCCAUCACACCUCUUAUUCUUCAGCUUAGACAAGAACUCUACCUUCAACCUUACCAUCAAAUUCAGUGGAAUGAAGCUCGUCGCCUUUGUGCAAAGGAAGAUCUUUACUAUCCACAUCCCUUGAUACAAGAUUUGAUAUGGGAUAGUUUAUAUACAUUCACUGAGCCACUUCUUACUCGUUGGCCCUUCAAUAAGUUGGUAAGAGAGAAAGCUCUUCAAGUAACAAUGAAGCAUAUUCACUAUGAAGAUGAAACUAGCCGAUACAUUACUAUUGGCUGCGUUGAAAAGGUUUUGUGUAUGCUAGCUUGUUGGGUUGAAGAUCCGAAUGGAGAUGCCUUUAAGAAGCAUCUUGCUAGGGUUCCUGAUUACAUAUGGGUUUCUGAAGACGGAAUCACCAUGCAGAGUUUUGGAAGCCAACAAUGGGAUGCUGGUUUUGCUGUACAAGCUUUACUUGCCACAGACCAAAUUGACAAAAUUGCUUCUACUCUUGCAAAAGGACAUGACUUCAUCAAGAAAUCUCAGGUUAAGAACAAUCCUUUGGGUGACUUUAAAAGUAUGUACCGUCACAUUUCUAAAGGGUCAUGGACUUUCUCAGAUCAGGACCAUGGAUGGCAAGUUUCAGAUUGCACUGCAGAAGGCUUGAAAUGUUGUCUUCUUUUAUCAAUGUUACCACCAGAGAUUGUGGGUGAAAAGAUGGAACUUGAAAAGCUUUGUGAUUCUGUCAAUCUCUUGUUGUCACUUCAAAGUGAAAAUGGUGGUUUAGCUGCAUGGGAGCCAGUCAAAGCUCAUGAUUGGUUGGAAGUUUUGAAUCCUACCGAAUUUUUCGAAGGCAUCGUAGUGGAACAUGAAUAUGUGGAAUGCACAGGAUCAGCAAUUCAGGCUUUAGUUUUAUUCUCAAAGCUAUAUCCAGGGCACAGAAAGAAAGAGAUUAAAAGCUUCAUUGAGAAAGCUGUGAGGUUCCUUGAAGAUACACAAACAGAAGAUGGCGGAUGGUAUGGUAACUGGGGGGUUUGCUUCAUUUAUGGCACUUGGUUUGCAUUAGGUGGCCUUGUUGCUUCUGGUAAGACUUAUAAUAAUUGUCUUGCCAUUCGCAAAGCUAUCAAUUUUCUCCUCACUUCACAACGAGACGAUGGUGGCUGGGGAGAGAGCUGUCUCUCGAGUCCAAAAAAGAAAUAUAUUCCCCUUGGAGGUAAUAGGUCAAAUGUGGUACAUACGGCCUGGGCUAUGAUGGGUUUAAUGCAUGCAGGACAGGCUGAGAGAGAUCCCACACCUCUUCAUCGGGGAGCCAGGGUCCUAAUCAAUGCUCAAUUGGAGAAUGGGGAUUGGCCCCAACAAGAAAUCACUGGGGUAUUUAUGAAGAAUUGCAUGCUUCAUUAUCCAAUGUAUAGAAAUAUUUAUCCACUUUGGGCUCUUGCCGAAUAUCGCAGGCGGGUUACGUUGGUUUCCAAAUGAAGUUUACUAUAUGUCAUUUUUAAAUAUCUGAUGUGAAGUGAAUGUGGAUCGAUCAAUUCCCCUCAAAAUUGUAGACUCCUAAGUUUUUUCAGAUUGCUUAGCUUUAAAAAAAAGCAUUAUAUAUAUUUUAAUGUCUUCGUGAAAACAUCCACACACAUAUAUACGUGUGGAUAAAUAUUCCACGCACGAAUGGAUCACGGAGAAAUGUGUUUUUUCACUAGCCUUUAGAAAUUUGUUA